GUAAACUAUGAAGAGUCUUGCUCUAGCGUGACAGAAACAAGAUCAGUACUAUUUGAAGUCACCAUGAUUGAUGAUGAGUCACUCUGAAGGAAAGGCUGAAGUCCAGGUAACACGCCCUGGUCACGCAUUUCCCUUCAGCCCUGCUACAGCACCACCUCACCCUCAUAUAAAUCAGUGGUGCCGCUUCUCUGUACCAGAACGCCUUCCACUGAAACCAUUUCGACAAGAUCGAUUAGCUCGCCUGCCUUUACCAGCUUCGCUCAUGGCAAAUAGUAAAGUAGCUAACUCAGCUGGCACAAGUGUAUUUCCAACAACUAUGCUAAACACUAAACAUUCUAGAGAAAUGGAUCCUUUUCAAAAAAUACAACAAUUGGAAAAAAAUCUUGCAUUUGUACGAGAAAACCACGCUGCUAUGCUCAAAGGUUUGCAUGAAGAAAUUUCAGAUUUGAAGCAGAAAAAUAGAGAACUAAUUUUUGAAAUUGUGACUGGACUACCUGCAUUGCCAAAAGAAGAGUCACCUAAAAACUGUGAAAAAGAUAUUUCUGAAGAACAGAAAGAUAAAAUUGAGAAGUUGGAAAAAGAAAUUAGAAAAUUGCGUGUUGCACUUAAAGAUGCAAUGAAAACUAAUUCAUCUCUAACUAAUCAGUUACACCAAUUAAAAAGAGAAAAAUAUUCUAGAUCAUCCCAUGUUAAAGGUAGCAGUAAAACACCUCCUGAUUCAGCUAUUGAUGACGGGCAACAGAGUCCCAGAGGACCAUCUCCACAGAUGGAGGAAUAUACUGAUACUUUAAGACAGAUUCAAAGAGCAGCAACUCAUCAUAGUGGAAAGCAUGGAGAUAGAAGGCAUCGUAGUGACAAUGUAAAAAAUGAGUGGUCAGAUGCAUACAUACGUAAUGGAAAUGGUUAUCAGCACAAUCGUCAUAAUCAUCAUCAUCACCAUCAGAAAUCAUUUCAACAAAGUCAGCAGCAACCUAGGCUUCCAAGGUUACCUCUACAUAAUCAGCAAAAUUACCAACAUCAGCAAUAUGAAAUUCAGUAUCGUCAAAGAAAUUCCAGUUCACUGCCUGCUUUGAAGCAGCCUCUUGUUCCUGUUGUUGACCAAAGAUUUGAUAAACCAAGAAAAAAUCGAGGCCCAAGAGCUGCAAAGUUUGCGGAUCAAGUUAUAAAUGGUUGAAUAUUUCAUAGAAUUAAGGAUUGAAUAAUUUAUUCUUUAGGUGAAAAAAAAAUGUAAUUUCUAUAUUGUUCUUUGCAUUCGUAGCAGCUAUGAAAUUGAAAGUUUUAGAUGUUUAUAAAAUGUAAAAAAUAUUUUGU
Molecule: messenger RNA, 1311 nt
Organism: Uloborus diversus
Lineage: Eukaryota; Metazoa; Arthropoda; Arachnida; Araneae; Uloboridae
Exons: 7
Coding region: 71-1174 (367 amino acids)
Source: RefSeq, a predicted model, not a curated record